Molecule: messenger RNA, 1491 nt
Organism: Anopheles darlingi
Lineage: Eukaryota; Metazoa; Arthropoda; Insecta; Diptera; Culicidae
Gene: Poxn
Product: paired box pox-neuro protein
Exons: 9
Coding region: 1-1491 (496 amino acids)
Biological process (GO): anatomical structure development; regulation of transcription by RNA polymerase II
Molecular function (GO): DNA-binding transcription factor activity, RNA polymerase II-specific; RNA polymerase II cis-regulatory region sequence-specific DNA binding
Source: RefSeq, a predicted model, not a curated record
AUGACGUCCGAAGGCCAAGCAGGGGUGAACCAGCUGGGAGGAGUGUUCGUCAAUGGCCGCCCCCUACCGGAUAUCGUCCGACGGCGAAUCGUCGAGCUGGCGCUGAUGGGCGUCCGACCGUGCGACAUCUCCCGCCAGCUACUCGUCUCGCACGGUUGCGUUUCGAAGAUUCUGACCCGGUUCUACGAAACCGGAUCGAUACGGCCGGGCUCGAUCGGUGGCAGCAAAACGAAGCAAGUGGCCACGCCGACGGUGGUGAAGAAAAUCUUGCGCUUCAAGCAGGAAAACCCGGGCAUGUUCGCGUGGGAAAUCCGCGAUCAGCUACUCAGCCAGCGGAUAUGCGACCCCAACACGAUACCGUCGGUCAGCUCCGUCAACAGGAUACUCCGGAAUGGGGGCAUGUGGACCGACGAUAUGACUUCCAAUGAACAAAUGCUGCGUGAAUCAUCGCAUUCGACGGCGGCGUACAUGCAGUCGAAAACAAUGGCACAUCCACUAUACAGUCAAACGCUUGAGCAGCACCAGGCACUGCUCAGUCAGUAUCGGUACAGCAUGGCGGCCGUCUCGCCGGAGCAUGCCAACAAACCGGUUGCUCAUCCACACCCGCAUCACCCGCACCCUGGAGGAGCGAUACCCGUCCAACGGACGGCGGCCAUCAACAUCAUCCAACACGAGGGUCAUCUGACCUCUAAACCGUCCCCGGCAGUCAGCCUUCCGGAUCUUAGCUCCCCAAAAGGAGCUGACUCCAAGAGUGAACCCUCGUCUUCGACUCGCUCCACACCAACCAGCACUCCAACAUCGUCGUCGGCUCCCGCCGCUACCGGUGCCACCCAGAUGCCAGCGGGCUACCUUCCGAAGCACUGGAUCUGGAACACCGGCCUGUUCUAUGCGGCCAAUCGAGCGGCGGCUGCGGCGGCGGCUGCUGCAGCUGCAGCUUUUCCCCAUGGAUAUUUCACCUACGGUAACCCUUUCGGUUCGAGCGGAAACUUUGCUGCUCAUAUGGAGGCCGGAAGUCUGAGGAGCGACACCACUGCCUCGAAUGCGUCCUCCUCGCCUGUGCAGAUCACCGACGUACACAGUGACGAUUCCUCCGACAAUCAUGAUGAUCUUAGAGCCGCCAUGUCAAAGAAGCGCAAUCCUUACUCCAUCGAGGAGCUACUGAAGAAACCCGAGAGCAAGAAGCAAAAGAUGGACGGUGUGACCAUCACCUGUGUUGCUGCUCCCGCGAACAAAGGCACGGCGGGAUUGCUCGACGACAAGUACUAUCCAUCAUCUCCGUCCAUUUCACCGACCAAGUCCUGUGCUUCUCCACCAAUUCUGAGCGUUCCGGUGGGCCCGGGACGCAGCAAAUCGUCAACCGACUGUCGAUCGUCAUCUUCGCCCUGCUCCGUCGGUGAAGAGUCGGAAGCGACCAGCAUCGUUUCGGCCGUCGUUCGCUCCAAAAUCAAUGAUACCAGCGAUACCAAUAUUAAUAUUGAAAUUUGUGAUUAA